This is a messenger RNA of Klebsormidium nitens, 1461 nucleotides long. NCBI's taxonomy places the organism in Eukaryota, Viridiplantae, Streptophyta, Klebsormidiophyceae, Klebsormidiales, Klebsormidiaceae. The record is from the annotation of a GenBank genome assembly.
AUGGCACGUAUAGUGCCUGUCGCCGCCGCCCUGUGCGCUUUGAUGGUCUUUCUGCGGGCCUGCCAGACAGAAGCGCAACCUUUCAAUGUCACACUUGUAGCGCAACUUUUGAAUGCCACAUUUCCGAGUCCAGCAAAUGCGACUUUGGCAAAGCCCAAUACGACCUGCGUGGGAUACACAGACCGUGCAAGCCUGCUGGCAAAACUCGACUCUGCGAGAUCGGGGGAGGUUAUUGUCAUCUGCAGCGACAUCAUGAUCGACUUAGAUUACGAUGACUAUCUACUGUACGUCAACAGUUCGGUUACAAUCAUUGGAGGCAACACCACCACCGGCCGUCCAUACGUGAUCCACGGGAGCUACACUUCUCCACUUUUCAGAGUUGCAGGAUCGGUGGGCCCUGUUGUCUUCCAGAACUUAGAGCUCUCAUCUGCCUAUGGACCCUAUUUUGGAGGCGCGGUCGAUGUCGGAAAGAACGCGGUGGUCAGCUUUAUCAACGUCGCUUUCACCAACAAUUACGCUGAGUACGGAGGCGCCGUGUACACCGAAGGAAACACGACCUUCCUCGGAUGUGUUUUCGUCAAUAACACUGCCAAAGAAUGGGGAGGCGCUGUCCACCUCGAAAACUACGUUGGAGGGAUAGCUUUGAGCGUCAAGGACAGCAUCUUCUAUGCCUCCGUUUCCGGCAAGGUCGGGGGCGCACUUUCCAUCUUGAGUGGCACUUACGAUCCGAACUACGCCACUAUCACAGACAGCGUGUUCGUUGAAAGCAAAGCUACUGAGAAGGGAGGCGCUAUCUACGCGUACGCAGGACAGAACGGGACCCCAGGAAUCAACGCGACCAUUACGUACAACGACUUUAUCAACGGAACUACUACCAACGGGACGUUACCGGCGCUCGGAGGCGGUGCCGUCUACAUGGGCGGCGACGGUACGACCGGUUUCUUCGCCGGUAACUCCUUCAAAAACAAUAAAGCGCCACGUGGCGGCGCAAUCUACGUGUACGGCUCGCUCAACACGUCUUUCUGCGGCGGGGACAGUUUCACAGCGAACGUGGCGCAAACGGGCCUGGGCGACAACGUCUAUAUGUACGGCACAUACGGUUUAAGCGCCACGUCAUUCUGCCCCGCGAUCCCCUUGGGAGUGGUCAACGCGCCGAAUCAGCAGACGCCUUACGUGUACAACGGCUACUCUAACGCAAGCUGCGUCGAUUGCGACCCUAAAAUGAUCUGCGACAAGAACGCGACGGGGAUCCUCACGCCCGUCGGCGUCGAUUGCACGUGCAACGGGGGCUUCUACGGCAGCGGCUACGCGUGCUAUCCGCUCGGCUAUAACAAGACCUCCUCCUUUAGUCUGGCGACCACGCUUAUUGCAAAGGCGACCAACACAACCGCCAACCUCACCAGGCUUGCCAACUUUACGACGGUGUCGAAUCCGACCUCGGUCAACGCCACUGCUCGGUAG